CGUGCUUCCUCAAUCAACCACUCCCAGCUCCUCCAUCGUGAGAGCCUGACAUCACUGCAACUGACACGAACUGUCUGUUUGAAUUACUCUUCGGAGGCUACUUCGGAGUCUUUUGCUUUUUUAUUUUCUAGGCCACUAUUUGCCUGUGUUUUACCAUAUUCUUGGCAACGAGUGAUGCGACGCGACAGUCGUCAUCUUGCUACCUAUUGCUUUGCUUCCAGGUUCUCUACUUACCACAACCAAGGCAGCUUAUUGAUUGAUUAGCCAUUCUGGGAAUGUUGCAAUCUGACUCCUGACUACCUUAUACUCUUUUACCUGUUAUUCAGCUGUACAGCUACAAAGUUUGCCUGCGAAGGUGAGGCAAGUGAGUGCGCAACGACUGCUGAAACUCACUCUCCGCCCACCGACCUGACCCGCCUACGUCUGUCUGACUCAACUCGAUUCGAUUAAACUUGAUUACAUGAUCCAUUUCGACUCCUCCACAAUCCAAUCUUCAACCUUUCCCCCUCCGCCAAACGCUGGUCCCGCGGCAGCGACAGCGAUAGCGAACACCGACCCUUCACCAUGUUUUGGAGAUUCGGCGGUUACGCCAACAUCUCCACCAUCGACACAAUCCUCGAUAAGCCAGAUUUUACCCUCGAGGAGCUACUCGAAGAGACAGACUUGAUCCAGGAGCUCAAGCAGCACAACUCAAAGCUCAUCGAAUACCUCCGAAGCGACAAGGUCCUCGAUAACCUGCUCGAAUAUGUAGUCGCUCCAAAGCUCGAGACCGUCGAGUCUCCCGACGAGUCCACCGACCAAGAGGCCAAGGCCAAGAAUCGCUUCCUCUCUCUCUCGCGACCGCGCGCAUCAUCCCGCGCCACCGACCCGGGCGACGAUGAGGAGGAGCAGGAGAAGAAGCGCAAUCGCUACGCUUUUGUAGCUUGCGAGAUUCUUAGCUCCGAUACUUGGUCCAUCUACGAGGCUCUGGCUGAGAACAGACAAUUGAUUCGCGAUUUUUGGAACUUCUUGUCCCGCCCUGCCCCGCUCGAUCCCCUCCAGGCGAGCUACUUCACAAAAGUCAAUGAGUCUCUGUUCGAGAAGAAGACCGAGGACAUGAUGGAAUUAUUGACGACUCUUCCUGAUGCUGUCCCUAAUUUACUCAAGCACGUUGAGUGUCCUAUGGUCAUGGACCUACUGCUCAAAAUCAUCGCCCUGGACCGUAAUGAAGGUGGCCAGGGUGUGGUCGAGUGGUUGUACUCCAAGGACGUCAUCCCGAGCCUCCUCUCAUGCCUCAGCCCCGAGAACAACUGGGUUGUGCAAACUGCCGCAGGUGACUUCAUCAAGGCCAUCAUCACCAUCUCUGCCAACGCCUCACAGAAUGAGCAACAAUGCAUCGGCCCUAACGAGCUCACCCGUCAGCUUGUUUCCAAGCCAUGCAUCGAGCAGCUUAUUGGUUACAUGCUUGGCGGCGGCAACCCUCUGACUGUUGGUGUUGGUAUCAUUAUUGAAGUAAUUCGAAAGAAUAACUCCGAUUAUGAUCCCGACAUGGGCACCGAGGCGAGCGCUGCGCCUUCCAGCCGUGACCCCAUCUACCUGGGCACCCUUCUUCGCAUGUUCGCCGAGAAUGUCCCCAAGUUCAUGAACCUGAUUAUGGAUGUCCCCUCCAAGAAGGAGAAGAUCGACUCGACCUUUGGCGUCAAGCUCGAGCCCCUUGGCUUUGACCGAUUUAAGACAUGCGAGCUCAUGGCCGAGUUGUUGCACUGCAGUAACAUGGGCUUGUUGAACGAGCCGGGUUCCGAGGAACUGACAGCUCAGCGUGACAUCGAGCGGCAACGUCUUCGUACUGAGGGCAAGUUGGCACCGGUUAAGGAGGAGGACCACUCCACUGACGACUUGACCAUGCGAAGCGCUGCACCUGAAGAGAAGAGACGCCUCGAGGUCACUAACGCUGACGACGAUGGUUUCGAGGAGGUUGAGCCCAGCAAGGAGAUGAGUGAGGAUACUUCUCAUGAGUUUGUCAAGGCUGAGGACGACAUUCCCGGCGCUUCUACAACAUCACUCAGCAAGGAUGAGGAUGACUUUGUUGACGAGCCGCUGAGCCCUCCUCAAACGGGUGCCAAGGGUGAUGAGACACGAUUCGAUGAGCCGGAUUUGAUGGUUGCACCGUUGUCGCCCACAAAGAUCAAGACCGCUGAGCCCGCAUCUACAGAGCCUGCCAAGGCUGACUCAACUGAGAAGCCCGAACCCAAGGAACCCAGCAGCGAAAAGAUCGGAGAGUCCAAGCCCAAGACGACAGAAGAGGAUGUCACAAAGGAGGACACCUCUGACUCUUCAGCUAUCCUGACUCCUGCCCCAUCCGAGCCAGAGUCCAAGGCUGAGUCUACGGAUGCCUCCAUCAAGGUUGAAGAGCAGCCUCGAGGUAUCUCUCCCCAACCGGACGAUAUGCCUGCACCUCUUUUCUCCGCUCCUCCUCCACCGGAAUCUGGAGCCGAUCGCCCACCACAAGCGGCUGAAAAGGCAGCUGUUGAUGCCCAAGCUGCGACAGCUGAGACCUCUACUACGGAGACAAAGACUGAGGAGGCCAAGGAGGACAAGCCUAAGGAGGAGCAGCCUGCCAGCCAAGCCACCGAGGAACCCGUUGUUGGAGAUUUCCUGAAGCUUCAAUUCGUUGAACACCGUGUUGUUCCAACCAUUCUUAACUUCUUCUUUGCAUACCCCUGGAACAACUUUCUGCAUAAUGUGGUGUACGACAUCGUUCAGCAAGUUUUCAACGGUCCCAUGGACCGCAGCUUUAACCCCACAUUGGCCGUUUCCCUGUUCGAGGCUGCGGACAUCACAAGUGCCAUCAUCAACGGCCAAAAGGCUAGCGACGAGUCCCAGGCGAAGACCAAGACCCGCAUGGGAUACAUGGGUCAUCUUACCCUCAUUGCUGAGGAGGUUGUCAAGUUCACCGAGCGCCACCCUCCGGAGCUCCUCUCGGAGACUGUUCUUGACCGAGUCAUGAGCCAGGAAUGGAUCAGCUACGUUGAGGGAUCACUCGCCGAGACACGCGAGCGAGACAAUGCCAUUCUUGGUGGCGUACGACCAGAGGUAGCUAUGGGCAACCGGUCAAUGGGUGGCAGUGGGCUUGGCGGCGUCGGCCUUUCUGGCUUAAGCGGAGGCUCUGGCGGUGGUGGUUCCAGUGCACUUGCGGAAGCUGGCCUUAACGGGGGAAUAGAGCUCAGCCAAGACAGCGGAAAUGGCAUCGGCCCUUUCACUAUCAGUGGGGCCACAUUAAUGUCCGGCUUUGGCAGCAGCAGCGAUGAGGAGGAUGAAGAUGGGGACGAAAACGAGGAGGAUGUCAAUUCCGAGGUGAGUGGUGUUUCCGCUGAAGCUGAAGACGAUGGUUCGGAUCACGGCAUCCCUGGAUACCCUGGCAUAGCAGAAACACUAGAGGAUGUGAUUAUGCGGUCUCCUGAGACUUUUGCAUCACAAUUCCCUGACUUGGAUUACCCGGAGGAUGUGACAAGGGGGUCUCCUAUGGACUUGGACGAAACUGUGGCACACCAUCAGCGCUCAUCUCAAGAUGAAGAGCAACAGCACGCUGAGCAGGUUGAGGAUGUCUCAAAACCAGAAGGCAACCCUUAGGAGGACGCACCUUACUGGGGAACACUUGAUCGCCCGCGUACCAGACGAGAGAGUCGAGACAGGCGUUGCCGUGAGAUGCUGCAACUUGACGACCUAGAGACCUUCGAGGACGUCGAGGUUGGAGAGGUCAUGAAGCUGCUGACGACACCGAGGUUUUGAGACAUUUAUACCAGGCGUUGUGGGAUAGAAAGGGCGGAUGGAUGGCUAGGGGGAUUAUCAUGUAAGGUCUGGAUUGACCUAGUUUGGGAUCUGUAUAGAAUAAUGAUUGGCAACGGAGACAAGAGUUAGGGGUGCAAGCUGCUACGAAGGAACGAAAUGGAAAGGGGGAUCAAGCCUCGAUGCCAGUGUUUUCAGGACGCCUUUCCCUCCGACUCAUCUCAUCUCAUCUCCUAGUGUCGACUGAUCAUUUCACUCAUGAGCGCCUCGUACUGACGAGACAUUUCUAGUUCCGAGCUUACACGGACCCCUUGAACUCGGGAUCAAUGGAACCUCCAUCGAUUCCCCCACCACCUCCACCUCCGCCGCCGCUGAACAUCCCUCCUUCUAGGGCAAGACUCCAACUAGCGGCUCGGUUGGCGAUGCAUCAGAAGAACAACCAAGCACAAUCAUCUGGAAAUUUAAGUAACGACGAUGAUGACGAUGACGAGAACCCUACAGAUCCAUUUGCCGAUACAGAAGAGGACUUUGACGAUGAUGAUCAGACGCAAGGUGAUGAAAGGGGCGCAUGGUGGAGAGAUGUGGUGAGGGAUCGUGGAGGCAAGCCAGAUGGGAAUGAAUCAGACGACGAGCGUGAUGAUGACGAUGACGAUGAGUUUGGAGACUUCGCCAUGCCAGAAGACGAUGCUCAAAACGUUAUAAGACCUCAACCUGUGAACCCUGCAAAGGAGGGCUCAGCUUCAACAAGGGGAUUGAGUGGAUUGUGGCCGUUUGGACUGUCCAAGGCUGAGAAGGAAAAGGAGGGGAGUAGACAGGCUGCUGAGGAGGGGAAGGACGAUGAAGUCAAGGCUGUGGAAGUUAAGGAGGCCAAGAGAAGAACGAGUAUUGAGGAUCCUGAUGAUGAUGAGGUUGUGGUUUAGAUACCUGAGAUGGGAGGAUUAAUGGUGUACGAUACGAAUAUAGGAAUUGCUAUGGGAUAUGUGUAUGUAGAAUUGCAUCAAGACAGUUGUUUCAAUACGUGGUGUGCUCUGAUGGAUGUAGAUGCUCCAUCUGAUGUGCUGCUUAUUGCGGCGUCGACUUUCCAGUAUUAGAAACAUCUUUCUCUCAGUGCUAAGUGUUAUCAGUCUCUCGAUCCAGCCCCCAACAAGAUUAAAAAUACACAAAAC
Fusarium verticillioides 7600 is the source of this 4931-nucleotide messenger RNA. RefSeq lists its product as hypothetical. NCBI's taxonomy places the organism in Eukaryota, Fungi, Ascomycota, Sordariomycetes, Hypocreales, Nectriaceae. Gene Ontology annotation, molecular function: protein phosphatase binding; protein phosphatase regulator activity. Gene Ontology annotation, cellular component: cytosol; nucleus. The record is from RefSeq and is a predicted model, not a curated record. The coding region runs from base 565 to 3609 and encodes 1014 amino acids. The transcript is spliced from 3 exons.